AUGGCCUUGCUGAGGUUCACCCUCGCCCCUUCCUCUGCCGCCACCCCCUAUAGUGUCACUACUGCCAGCCUCACAGCAGUCACACUCACCCCUCCUGCUGCUGCCCCUGAUGCUUCACCCUCUGGUACCACUAUCUCUGGAGCCACUGCCCUCUCCCAGGCCUCCCUUGCUGCUCCCUCUGCACAUGUAACGACCCACGCCUUCAUGCAAGCAGACUCAGACUCAGACUCUAUUAGUGAAUUCAUCCCCACGCCUGCUGUGACUUCCUGUGGAGCAGCAGAGGGCGCUGGGAGCAAGGACGGCACCAGUCAUCCUCCUCCUCCUGCGUCCCCUACUCAUUCUCCUGGGGCUCACUUGUCUCUGCCGUCGCCUGCGUCUCCUUCCUCCCAUUCCUUCCUCCACCGAGCAUCACUCCUUAGGAUACCCGACCUCAGCCGGCUCACCGCACUUGCUGCUGUCAAAUCCGGUCCUGAUGCUGACGAUGGCUUCGUCUGGCGCAAGUACGGGCAGAAGCUCAUCCGAGCAUGCGCACGGCCCAGGCUGUACUUUCGCUGCGGGCAGCCCGGCUGCCCGGCAAGGAAAACCGAGGAUCGGGCAGCAGACGGGAAGGUUCUGGGAAGGACGUACCUUGCAAGUCCAGAUGGCAGCAGCGGGUUGGUCGUUGGAAAGGCAGAGCACAAGAGGAAGGGGUCGUCGUCGUGUGGAGGAGCAAGCGGAGGAGAGGAGGGGGGCUUUCAUGCUUGGGCACGCUGCAAGUAUGAUGCAUCAACUUCAGUCAAGCAGCACCGUACCACUUCCGGCCCAACCAGCCCAUCUCAAAGGACCCCUACCAAUUCAAGCAGUUCAGCAGGUGUUCCUUCAGGUGUUUCUUCAGGUGCUGCACCAGGCAGCCCGUCAGGUGUGCGCAUGGUGUGUGCGCAGCAGGUGGUGGAGGAGCCCAGGGUAGUGGUGAGGGUGCGCGGUGAUGCUGACAUGGUGGACGAUGGUUACCACUGGCGCAAGUAUGGGCACAAGCUUGUUGGGGGUAACACCUUCCCCAGGAGCUACUAUCGGUGCACGAGUGGGGACUGCAGAGUGCGCAAGCAGGUUGAGCGCUCCAAGCAGGACCCAUCCACGGUGGUAACCACCUAUGAGGGCCGGCACAACCACUCGGCCCCUGGGCCCAUUCUGUGCCUCCCCCAGUCGCUGUAG
This is a messenger RNA of Closterium sp. Yama58-4, 1191 nucleotides long. The record is from the annotation of a GenBank genome assembly. NCBI's taxonomy places the organism in Eukaryota, Viridiplantae, Streptophyta, Zygnematophyceae, Desmidiales, Closteriaceae.